UACGGCUCUCGAAACUAGACGCACAGCUGAGGCUAUUUAAAGGGCUCUUUCACUGUCAACAACAGCGUGCUAUUUCCUCAAACGCUGAGGAAGGAAACGCGGGCCAUCAUGGCGGGUGUCGGGGCGGGCGCCUCUGCGAACCCCACGUGCAAGAUUAUGACCUUUCACCCCACCAUGGAGGAGUUUCGAGAUUUUAAUAAGUACCUGGUGUACAUGGAGUCUCAGGGAGCGCACCGUGCCGGUCUGGCUAAGGUGAUACCACCGAAAUGCUGGAAGCCGAGACGUACCUACGAUGACAUCGAUGACCUGGUCAUCCUAGCACCCAUUCAGCAGAUGGUGGCCGGUCAGUCGGGGCUCUUCACUCAGUACAACAUACAGAAGAAGCCGCUCAGCGUGCAGGAGUUCCGCAGACUGGCCAAUAGUGACAAGUAUUGCACUCCCCGCUACCUGAAUUACGAGGACCUGGAGAGGAAGUACUGGAAGAACUUGACCUUUGUGCCGCCCAUAUACGGCGCGGACGUGAGCGGGACGCUUUACGACGAGGACAUUGAGGAAUGGAACAUCGGGCACCUGAACUCCAUCCUGGACGUGAUCGAGGAGGACUGCGGCGUCUCCAUCCAAGGAGUCAACACCCCUUACCUGUACUUCGGCAUGUGGAAGACCAGCUUCUCCUGGCACACUGAGGACAUGGACCUCUACAGCAUCAACUACCUGCAUUUCGGAGAACCCAAGUCCUGGUACGCCAUUCCUCCGGAGCAUGGGAAGCGACUGGAGCGAUUAGCCACAGGUUUUUUCCCGAACAGCUUUAAGAGUUGUGAAGCGUUUCUCAGACACAAGAUGACCCUCAUAUCGCCUUCGGUGCUGAAGAAAUACAGCAUCCCGUUUGAUAAGAUAACACAAGAAGCCGGAGAGUUCAUGAUCACGUUUCCGUAUGGCUACCACGCCGGCUUCAACCACGGCUUCAACUGUGCCGAGUCCACCAACUUCGCCAGUCUGCGCUGGAUCGACUACGGCAAACUCGCCACUCAGUGCACCUGCAGUAAGGACAUGGUGAAGAUCUCCAUGGACCCCUUCGUGAGACGUUUCCAACCAGAUCGUUAUCAGGCGUGGACGCAGGGCAAAGACUCCUGCUCCAUCGACCACACCCUGGCCACGCCCAGCUCCACGCCCGAGCUCCAGACAUGGCUCCAGAGACGCCGCAGAGCCAAAACCAACAAACGACCGAGCUAUCCUUGCACCCGCUCCAAACGACUGAAAACUGUGCAGCAGCAGCAAGUCGUCGUGGAAACCGCAGCUACUAGGAUAAGUGAACAGGGGGAGGAAGUGAAAGAGGAGGAAGAACACAAACCCCACAAUGCAUUGCGCCUCUCAGGACCGGCUAGUCUGUGCCAACAGGUUUGUUUCGUCAAGGUCACCCGAGUCAAGAGCAAUUUAUUGGUCCAGUCGUCUAAAAGAUUCCCGCCGCAAGCCCCGCCCCCUGAUCCGCAAGAAGCCUUCGACAAAACCGAACCUCUAACAUCAGCUGAUCAAGCUCCUGGUUCAGUUGUAGACGACACGCUGGACUCUGGGCAAACUUCUAAACGUUCCCGCGUUGCCAAAUCCUCAAGCAGCAAAUCCCCGUCUAAAAAAAAAAACCCUCGUCAAGGUGCAGGUCAUGAGGAAACUCCUUCAGCUGUAAAUCCCUCAGGUACAGCAGUCACUACUGAAUCCUGUGAACCCACCGAACAUUCAGGAGCUCCUUCGUCCGACAUGCCUUUCCUCACACCGGAGGUCACGGAGGAUCCCGAGGGUAGAAAAUCUCCAAAUCUGUCCUCUGAAAUGCCCUUCCUGACCCUCGCCAUCCAGUCCAGCGAUAAUAACACACUACUGAAUCCUAACCAAGCGGGAAAAUCCACUUCGCCUCAGAAAGCACAGUGUCCGGAUUGGUGCUUAAAUCCAUUCCAAGAAGACGUUGGCCGGUCGCACGGCUCUGAUCCAGAGACUAACGAGGAAAAGAAAGAUGGAGACAGACACCGAGACGGAUCUCUGUCCGUUAACCUGAUCUCGCAUCAACCCAAAACCAGUACUGAACUUUUUGCAUGUAGCUCAGCGAAGGAUUCCCUGUUAUCGGCUAACACUAACGCGCUUUCCGGUGAGACUCCUUCCACUUCUUACGACCCGAUCCCUCCGAGCAAGCCCUCGCCUCCUCUCGACGAAUCCGACUUCACGUCUUCUGCGCUACCAAACCUCUUUGAGGAAUCCUCUGCCAUCUGGAAGAACGUGAGCUACCAAAAUGCUGAAGUUUCCGAGCUAGUGCCUUACGCCAUGUGGGCGGAGCCUCUGUGCCAGCAGGUGAAGUGCCCCGAUCCUUCAGACUUUCCGGAGAAGAGCCUGACCUUCACAGAUCUGGAACCCAGCGUGGUUCAUCAUCCUGGUGCCGAGCAUCUCGGUUCUCCGGACAGGCCUCAGAGGUCAGACAGCAGCAGCGAGUCCAGUGAGGAGAGCUCCAUGAGCGAGUCGGAGUACGGAGAUUCGGGGGCGGAGCCGGGAGAAAUCCGCACUUACACCAUGCCAGCGGUGAAGAGAAAGACGGGCAAAAGUUGGCGCCACCCUUUGAGGAAACCGACAGCGAGGGCGGUGCCAAGUGCCGUGAAGCAGCAGGCCAACAGUGAUGAUGAGCCCAUGGAGGAGUGCAGCGCCGAGGAGGAACUGCAGGAGGCCGACGCCUGGGCCAGACCCCUGGUCCACCUCUGGCACAGCAGGAAGUCUCACUUCCUCACGGAGAGAGAGUACAACAGCACCGCGGCCAAGAUGGCACCGCACUGCGCCGUGUGCACGCUGUUCAUGCCUUACUAUCAGCCCGAAGAGACGAAAGACGAAAGCACGCUGGACGAGGUCACCGUGGCGAUCGGGGAGGCGACACCGAGGUCGCGACCUCUGAUUCCCGAAAUAUGCUUUGCCUACCGCGAGGGCUCGUGUCCCCCCAACACACUCCUGGAAGAAGAUGGAUCCAGUCCUCUGGUGGCUUGUAAACGCUGCUGUGUUCAGGUUCACGCCAGUUGCUAUGGCGUCGCCGCUCAGGAUGUCACCCAGGAGUGGAUGUGUGACCGCUGUUCCUGUGGAGAUCUAACUGCUGAAUGUUGUUUAUGUAACCUGAGGGGCGGGGCCUUGAAACGAACAACAGAUGACCGGUGGGCGCACGUGAUGUGUGCUGUGGGUCUUCCUGAGGUCAAAUUCACUGACAUAGUGAAGAGGAGCCCCAUCGACAUCAGUGCUAUCCCUGCACAGAGAUACAAACUGAAGUGUAUAUAUUGCCAUAAACGGAUGAAGAAGUUAGCGGGGGCGUGUAUCCAGUGCUCCUGCGGCCGCUGUCCCACCUCCUUCCACGUCACGUGCGCUCACGCCGCCGGCGUCACCAUGGAGCCUGACGACUGGCCUUACGUGGUGUUCAUCAUCUGCCACAGGCACCAAUCACGGAGCUCCAACACUAAGUCGAAGGUCAGCCGGACAGAGCUGGCUGUGGGCCAAACUGUGAUCGCCAAGCACAAGAACCUGCGCUACUACAGCUGUCGCAUUGGCAGCGUCACGGCACAGACCUUCUACGAGGUCAUGUUCGACGACGGAUCCUUCAGCAACGACACCUUCCCUGAAGAUAUCGUGAGCAGAGACUGUGUUCAGCUCGGGCCUCCGGAGGUCGGCGAGGUCGUGCAGGUCAAGUGGCCUGAUGGGCUUUUUUAUGGGGCUAAAUACCUGGGCUCUAACACUACAUACAUGUAUCAGGUGGAGUUUGAGGACGGUUCUCAGGUGCUGGCUAAGAGAGAGGACAUUUACACUCUGGAUGAGGACCUGCCCAAAAAGGUCAAAGGUCGUCUGUCCACAGCCUCCAGCAUGCGUUUCGAGGACGCUUUCUUCACCACGCAGGGCGAGCGUAAGAGGCAGCGCACGCCCAACUCCCGCUUCCAGAAGGACUACGUGGCCGACCCGAGUCCUCGGACCUCUGGCUGCAGCAAGACUAAUUGAGAGACGAGGGAAAAGAAAGAAAGAAUAGGGACAGCGGAAGAGAGCGAAAGGUGGAAAAGAAAGGGUGAAAAGGUAGCUGACAAACUGUGAUUGAAGUUUUUUUGCUUUUUUUCCUCCAUCUUUCAGUCAGAGUUUGUUGAGGUUCUGGAGGAAAGUUCUCCAAGAUGCAAGAUAUUUUCCUCGAGGCAUCAAAAUACGGAAAUGAUACUGUUUUUCUCCUGUUUAUGGUCUCUCUCCCUCUCCCCUCCCUGGUGUCCGUUUUUUUUUUGCACCUUAGACGAUUUUUUAUUUUCCAGACGUUUUGCUUGGCUUUGCACGUCGCUCCUGUAAAUGGGCUUGGGCGCUCCCUUCCCUCGUUAACGCUACGCUUCACCACGUGCUGAUCGUAUUCUUUUACCACAAAACCUUGCUACUGAUCGCCUCCGAUGCACAUUUACCCUUUUUACCUUCUGAGUUUUAUCUUAUCUUAUUUAUUUUGGAAUCUCAUCUUAUUUUUAGUGGUGCUCCAAAUCUGUAAAGAAAAAAAUCAACCAUAUCUGUCUGGAAGGCUGAGUUAAUAAUAUUUGAAUAAACAUACAUGUGAAUAUCCA
Messenger RNA from Hemibagrus wyckioides, 4589 nucleotides. RefSeq names its product lysine (K)-specific demethylase 4C (gene kdm4c). Gene Ontology annotation, cellular component: nucleus. NCBI's taxonomy places the organism in Eukaryota, Metazoa, Chordata, Actinopteri, Siluriformes, Bagridae. The transcript is spliced from 22 exons. Gene Ontology annotation, molecular function: histone H3K9 demethylase activity; histone H3K36 demethylase activity. Gene Ontology annotation, biological process: chromatin remodeling. The coding region runs from base 109 to 3999 and encodes 1296 amino acids. The record is from RefSeq and is a predicted model, not a curated record.